AAUGCUGCUCUCCUCCUUUCACAACUUUCUCCUCUCCUCCCCUGUUUUUCUGUGUUUUCUCCUUUCUUUCUUCUCCAAAUGCAUCUCAAAUUCAACAAAUCUUUCCAUAUUCUUGUCAUUUUCAUCAUAUUUUUCGUCUUCGCAAAUGAAACUCAAUCAGUAGACCCCAAUUUCGAGGCCUGUAUGCCUCGAAAUUGCAGGAAUGGUCCAAAUAUAAGUUACCCUUUUUGGAUUACUAAUUUACAUGAGUCUUGUUGUGGCCAACCAAACUUUGAGGUCACUUGCAAUGGCGGAAACCCGGUUGUUGCGAUAUCCGAUGAUGAUUAUGUCAUUGAAGAAAUAUUCUACACCAAUAAUUCGUUUCUCUUGGCCAAUUCCAUGGUCUACGAUUUUGAAAAUACAUGUCCAAUUCCUCUGCAUAAUUUUAGCAUUGAGGGAACUGCAUACAACUAUAGUCCUAGUUAUGUCGAUCUCUUCUUCUUCUACAAUUGUUCAACGUAUCCUAUUAAAGAUCCGACUUAUCGAGUUGAUUGUGCAAGCAAUGCUGCCGAUUUAUCAUUUGCUGUUUUUCACAAGGAAGUUUUGGAGUAUGAGAAUUAUUCGAUUGACUCGUGCAAUUCUUGGGUGAAUGCACCUGUGGAGACUGGAGAUAUCAAGAAAUUGUUGGAAAUGAAUUUCACUGAUGUUUUGAGAAGAGGGUUUGUUUUGCAAUGGAGUGAAGAUUACUGUAGUGAUUGCAAGAGAAGUGGAGGGAACUGUGGUUCUAUUAAUAACAAAUUUACCUGUUUUUGCUCCGAUAAACAACAUUCCAAAACCUGUGACGACGGGCAUAUGAAGUGGAGAACAACGCUUGGUAUAGGGCUUGGGGCAGUGGGAGUUAUUGUGGUGGUGGCUAUUGUUUGCAUCAUUUAUCAUCGCAGGAACAAAAAAUAUAAUGCAACAUCGUCUUGGAUAUCUCGAUACACUUCUCAUACAUCUUCAAUGAAUGAUAUUGAAAAGGAAGCAAGGUACUAUGGAGUCCAAACUUUCGGCUAUAAUGAACUCCAAAAAGCCACCAACAAUUUUGAUUCCAAGAAAGAAGUUGGAGAUGGAGGAUUUGGCACUGUAUACCAAGGCAAACUUCGAGACGGGCGUGUAGUUGCAGUGAAGCGAUUAUACGAACACAAUUUCAAAAGAGUGGAACAAUUCAUGAACGAAAUAGAGAUCCUCACCCGCCUCCGCCACCCAAACCUCGUCUCUCUCUACGGCUUCACCUCCCGCCACUGCCACGAGCUCCUCCUUGUCUAUGAAUACAUCCCCAAUGGCACUGUUGCCGAUCACCUCCACGGCGACCGCGCAAAGCCCGGUUCCCUCUCUUGGACUACAAGAAUGAGCAUUGCAUUCGAAACUGCUAGCGCGUUGGCUUACCUCCAUGCUUCUGACGUCAUUCACCGCGAUGUCAAAACUAACAACAUCUUGCUCGACAACAGUUUUUGCGUUAAAGUUGCUGAUUUUGGACUUUCUCGUCUUUUCCCAACUGAUGUGACCCAUGUGUCCACGGCCCCACAAGGUACUGCGGGUUAUGUGGACCCCGAGUACCAUGAAUGCUACCAACUUACUAAUAAGAGUGACGUUUAUAGUUUUGGAGUUGUUUUGAUCGAGCUUAUAUCGUCUAAGCCAGCUGUGGACAUUACACGGCAUCGCCAUGAAAUUAAUUUGUCUAAUAUGGCGAUUAAUAAGAUUCAAAAUCAUGAACUUCAUGAGCUUGUUGACCCGUGUCUUGGGUUUAACUCGGAUUAUAAGGUGACAGAGAUGAUCAAGGUGGUUGCUGAGCUGGCGUUUCAAUGUUUGCAAAAUGAGAGCGAUAUGAGGCCAUCGAUGAAAGAAGUGUUGGAGGUUUUGAAGGAAAUCAGCAGUGUGGGUUAUGAUAGGAAGGUUGCUGACGAGAUGGACAUACCAGCAGAUGAUGUUGUGUUUUUGAAGAGUGAUCCACCAACCCUUUCGCCUAAUUCUUUGAGGCAAAAUUGGGUUAGCAGGGGAAGUACCACAUCUAAUGCUAGUAGUAGCUAAGUUAGUGUAUCAUUUUAAUGCAGUCAAGAUUCAUUUUAUAGUAAAUUUUGGGUGAUAAUGCCAUCUUAUUUCCAUAAUGAAUAUGAAAGUUACUAUGAAUUAUAUUAAUGCCUUU
Camellia sinensis is the source of this 2164-nucleotide messenger RNA. The record is from RefSeq and is a predicted model, not a curated record. NCBI's taxonomy places the organism in Eukaryota, Viridiplantae, Streptophyta, Magnoliopsida, Ericales, Theaceae.